GCUCGCAACGGCUUCUGAGAAUGAGUCUAACUUUGUCAGCGAAACAACAUGGUUCGACAGUGAACGUAGUCGUCCUCGCGUCAAAUUCCGCUACGGUUACCGAUACCGCGCCUGCUGUGGAUUACCAAUAUUGUGUGUGGAAACGAUUACACUUUGGAAUACGAUCAAACGCAUGUGUGUUGAUACGCAAGCAACGUACCGUGCGACACGUGUGAGCAGUGCUGUGGCCCGUAGCAAGGUGGGUAGAGUGUGAAUCAGGCAAAGGCCACAACAAUUCCGUUUCAAAGUGUUGAUUGGUGCCUGAAUGGUGAUUGAUUGAGUAAACAACAAGCGCCAACAUAAAUUUGUUAUUGAAAACGCGCCCAUCGAUCAUUGCUAUCGAUAAACGUUGGUAGUGUGGUCCAGUUCUACUUAUGGUCUAGUUGAGCGAUGUGUUAAACGUGAACAAGACGAGUAUGAUUAUUUUAUUGCAUCUUAUACGAUUUUUAUUGAAAACGGUGUAGUGUGACUGUAAAACAGCGAUUAUUGAAAAGUUGUGUACAUCACUGCACUAUUUGAUAGCGCGCCAUUAAGUGUCUCUGUGUAUGCGGGUAUAUGCCCUGUCACAAAUAUGAUCACUCAAGAUCUCCCAUGUGAUUGUUACAGUGUGCAAAUGAAUCAGUGUGUUGCGAAGGAAUUUGUGAGUUUCUUCUAUUGAAUUGACAAGUGUUGAACAAGAAAAGGCUAGACCAACAAAACUAAUCAACCGACGGGACGUUGGGAAGCAUUUACUAGUGUUAAAAAAAAAAACAAAUCAACAGAUAUUAAAAAAUACAACAAGUGUAUACGGCGUGUAGUGUAAUUCAACGUAUCACUCACUGCAACGCAUUUCAUUUCCGCCAAAGAACGCCCAAAUGGUGAUACUAGAAGGCACCACAAUGUUGCAAGUUGGAAAUAAUCAAUACCUUCAACCGGACUAUCUUUCUCCGCUUCCGACCACGUUGGAUGCGAAGAAAAGUCCGUUGGCGUUGCUGGCCCAAACCUGCAGCCAGAUCGGUGCCGAUCCGGGCAAUAUAACUGUUAAAUCUCUUGUUUCACCAUCGGAAAAGAACAAGAAGUCAUCGUCAUCCAACAGCUCCAGUACGAGCAGCACAUCGUCCUCCGGCAGCAAUUCUUCGGCUUCGUCUCAGGUGGACCCGACAUCGAAUUCGUCUGCGUCCCGAUCACCGUCGGUAAAGACGGACAAGUCGGACGCAUCGCCGGAGAUCAAGCUUGCCUUCAAGCCGUACGAGAUGAAUGUGCUAACAACGAAAGUGAACCUUAGCAAAUCGUCCUCGCUUGACGAUCGUCCUUCGUCGAAGAUGAGCAGUGGAAGUGACGUGUUGAACAACAACAGUGUGAGCCAAAUCAAUAAUAAUAAUCACAGUGAUGGAAUGCGCAAGGAGGGCCGUUCCCUGUCUCCACGCGGAAGUGCCGAGUCGCCUAUGUCUGGGCGUGGUGGUGGUAGUGGUAGUGUCAAGAGUACGGAAAGCAAUGGUGGUGAGCAUAGUGGCAACAAGUGUAGUACGCCAGAAGCCAACCGCCGAGCUUCUUCCGUCGGCAUGCCGAGUGAUCGCGACAAAGUGAGUGGCAAUAGUGUGGGAGGCGGCUCGGGGCCUUCCAGUAGCCCGUCGGCUUCAAUGAUGCAUCCGGGUACUAUGCCGCCCUCAGCUGCUUAUAAGGCUAGUCCGUACGGUAUGGGUGCGGCUGGUCUUCCCAGCCCGUCGGGAAUCGACCACACGAAUCCUGCCUUCAGGCCACCGUUCGCCGGAGCGUUUACUCAUCAUCAUGCGGCCAUGUUGGCAGCAGCUGGUUACUCGGGGGCAGCAGCCGCGGCUGCAGCAGCGAGUGCCGCCGGUGCCAAUCCGUACCUCAGUUACACGCGGGUCAAAACUCCAUCCGGUGGUGAAACGCUAGUACCGAUCUGCAAGGAUCCGUACUGCACUGGAUGUCAGUUUUCGGCCCACAACCAUCAGAUGAUGAUGGGCAGCCAGUGUCCUGCGGGUUGUACCCAGUGCGAUCAUCAGAAGUACAUGGCCAUGGCUCUGAGCUCAAUGCCACCUGCCGGCUAUCCGGGCUAUCCUCCAGCAUCUUCGGCCGCCGCAGCCGCCGCUGCAGCUGCCGCGGCCGCCGCUGCCGUUAACUCAGGUGGUACGCAACCGCCUGGUAGUGCCGGUGCCGCUAGUCGUCCGUACAUGUGCAACUGGGUUGUCGGAGACUCGUACUGUGGCAAACGGUUCAAUACUACCGAUGAACUGUUGUCUCAUCUCCGCACACACACCGCUAACCUGUCCGAUCCGGCAGUUUUGGCAUUGCAGCAGCAGCUGAUGCCGCUGAGCGGCAUUUUCCCGCCGUCGUCGCUACAUCAUCAUCAUCGAGGCUACCCGAAUCCGCCGCUUAGUCCACUGUCGGCGGCACGUUAUCAUCCGUAUGUAAAGCCCAGUGGCAUUCCUACUGCUAUGCCCGGUUCUCCGUACAGUGCGGCGGCAGCAGCUGCUGCGGCUGCCUUCAAUCCGGCGGCCGCUUUCGGACAGUACUACUCACCAUACGCGGCAGCGCUGUAUGGACAGCGGAUGGGAGCGGCGGUACAUCAGUAGGGAGUGCCAGAAGUGAAUGUGUCUCGUUGUGCGUUUGUUUAGCGGUUGACAGUGUAGCGUGUAUAUACAAGAACCCUAUCAUGCCGGAUUACUACAAAAGAGGCCCAUAAACGCAAAUGAGAGUGUGAGCAAAGCAUACAGCAACCACUACUGCAACUACAACAACAACAGAAACCGAAGGUGUCCAAUCGUGUUUGUUCUAUCAACUGUGAUAUUAAGAUUAUUCUUCGAACGAGAUGUGAGAAUUGCGAGAAAGGAGUAUAAAGUAACACAUUGCAUAAAGCCGAAGUGCUGUUAUAAUUCACCCGUACAAGUGGAAGGUCAUUUCAAUCAAACAUGGACGUUCGAGGUACAGUGCGUUUCACCUGACAGCAGGAUAGUCAUAACAUAAGUCAUACACAGAUCAAAGUUUACGUACUGCACAUGUGCUCAUAUCUCAUAUCUUGCUGCAAGUUUGAAUGCAUUUCACAGUCAUUCACGUGCAAAAUACGUUAAAAUCGUUCAAUGGAUUUUGUUCGUUUCCCAACAGCUCUUACCAGUCAGAUAGAUGUAUAAACAUUUCAAAAUCCCUCUUUGAUAUGCGAGCAAUGAAAUUAAUACGAGUUCAAAGCGAGGCUUGAUAGAUGUAGUUAUGUAUCUGAAAUGAAAAAAGUGCUAUCCUGUUUCAAACGCAAGAUGAUGAAUCGCCUUGACGAUGAAUUCGAGAUUAUUAGGAUUCAAUACUUGUUAGAAUUCAGCAUGUAAUGACGGGAAUGGCAAUAUUCGUUUCAUCCUACCACCAUAAAAACGUUGAUAAGAAAGCUAAGCGUUUUGUUUGUGUUAUCUCUUAUUUUAUGAACGUCAAGAAACAUUGUUUCGUAUACCUCACGACUAGCAUUUUGGGGAACUUUUCACACCACUUCAGGACCUCAAUAAGAUCAGACUGUAAUUGCUUGUUUCAAAAUUGUUUCAAUUGUUUAAAAGGGAAGGCCAAGAUAGCGGCGUGCAUAAAACUAUAUUGACGGAUACUAUUUAUUAUUGCCGUAUUAGCCCCGUGCUACAACGUGUCGUUUUCAUUAAAUGCCUUCGCAGGAAAUCAGUUUGGAUUAGAAAUUCAUGUGUGGUUUGCAUAGGGCCACUAAAUAACAGCGGCAUUCUCGAAUGAUUAAUGCAAUGAAACGAUGAAAAUAAACUUGUAAAAUUGAAACAAAACAGAGAGCAAGAAGAAGCAAGAUCGAAAGCAAAUGGGUAUUAGUGAUAGGAGAAGAAGCAAAAGGUACGAAUUGUGCGUUAAAAUUGUAAAUAUCAAGGAAACAAAACUCGUAACGCAACGAGCUGCCCACAGAUACGAUAAAGUGGGGAAAGAAAACGAAGGAA
Molecule: messenger RNA, 3971 nt
Organism: Anopheles merus
Lineage: Eukaryota; Metazoa; Arthropoda; Insecta; Diptera; Culicidae
Gene: noc
Product: zinc finger protein Noc
Exons: 2
Coding region: 894-2615 (573 amino acids)
Biological process (GO): negative regulation of DNA-templated transcription
Cellular component (GO): nucleus
Source: RefSeq, a predicted model, not a curated record